Messenger RNA from Sardina pilchardus (European sardine), 3647 nucleotides. RefSeq names its product enhancer of mRNA-decapping protein 3-like. The coding region runs from base 280 to 1683 and encodes 467 amino acids. Gene Ontology annotation, molecular function: mRNA binding. Gene Ontology annotation, biological process: deadenylation-independent decapping of nuclear-transcribed mRNA; P-body assembly. Gene Ontology annotation, cellular component: P-body. The record is from RefSeq and is a predicted model, not a curated record. NCBI's taxonomy places the organism in Eukaryota, Metazoa, Chordata, Actinopteri, Clupeiformes, Clupeidae. The transcript is spliced from 7 exons.
GAUUGUUGUUGAGGGAAGUGUUCGGCACACGCGGUGGACAUUAUGUUGAGUUAAUGGUUAACGUAAUAGUUGCAGCAAGCAAGCUAACUCGGAGUAUUUCGCCUUUCAGUAAUUCAGUUCAACGCAAGGUAUGCUGCUGUUUUAAACGUACGUAUAUCUCCUACAAGAUAGCUUGCUCUAUGCUAACGUUAUUAUACGUGCUUAGAUGUUUUAACGCAAUCCCUGCCAAAACCGUGGACCUGAGAAGGCGUUUGUCAAUCUGAGAAACAACUGUGUGCCAUGGCAUCAGACUGGUUGGGCAGUCUCGUGUCCAUAAACUGUGGAGCCACGCUUGGUGUAUACCAGGGAGAGGUCUCUGCUGUUGACCCAUCCAGUCAAACACUCUCCCUGAGACAGCCAUUCCACAAUGGUAUCAGAUGUUCUGUACCCGAGGUUACAUUUAGUGCCAUGGACAUUAAAGACCUCAAGAUCCUGGACAUCCCUAAUGUUAGAGGAACCAUGAACAAUAACACUGAAGCCAAGCCAUCCACUCUGCCUGCCGAGGAGAAAGGCCCUGUGGCCAAGAGUGCCCCCAUCACCAUCCUACGCAGAGGAACACCUCUGAACUCUAAAGCUCCGUCCCAGCCCCCCCUCCAAGCUCCCCCCCGGAGGAACGCCCCCCGGAGCAGCUCGACAGGCGCCCUCAGCCGCCCAAAGGAUGACGAUUGUUUCGGCGACGGGACGGAAGAAAGCCUGGACACGGACUUUGACUUCGAGGGCAACCUGGCCCUCUUUGACAAGGCUGCCGUGUUCUCGCAGAUGGAGCGCCAUGGCAACGGGCCACGGCAGCGGACCGCGCCUGGCAACCCAUCCGCACCCUCCUACCGGCACAACGAGAACGUCCUGGAGGGCCAACCGGUGGUGUACAGACGGAUCACAGUUCCCCAGUAUGGGGGGAAAGAGUACUGCACUGACUCGGGGCUGGUGGUGCCCAGCGUGUCCUAUGAGCUGCACAAGCGUCUGCUGCGGGUCAGUGAGGAGCACGGCAUCUCUCUGGAGCGCAGACUGGAGGUCACCGGAGUGUGUGCCUGCCAGAUGGCCCUCACACUACUGGGAGGGCCCAACCGACUGAACCCCAAAAACGUGCACCAGCGCCCCACGGUGGUGCUCCUGUGUGGGCCGCACGUGCAGGGGGCCCAGGGGGUCAGCUGCGGUCGUCACCUGGCCAACCACGAGGUGGAGGUCAUUCUCUUCCUGCCCAACUUCGUCAAGAUGCAAGAGGCCCUCACUCAUGAGCUCAGCCUGUUCGGACGGGCCUGGGGCAAGCAGGUGUCCGGCAUCAGAGAUCUGCCAGUGAGCCCGGUCGACCUGGUGAUCAACUGCCUUGACUGCCAUGAGAACCCGCACCUGAGAGAGCAGCCUUGGUACCGGGCAGCAGCCGAGUGGGCCAACCAGAACCGGGCCCCGGUCCUGAGCAUCGACCCGCCAGUCACCGGGCAGAGCCAGGCCCAGGCCCAGGACCAGGGCCCGGCUGUGGAGGCCAAGUGGUCGCUGUGCCUGGGCCUCCCCCUGGCGCUGGGCGAGGGCGCCGGCCGGGUGUACCUGUGCGACGUGGGGCUGCCCAGAGAGGUGUUCCAGGCCGUGGGCAUCAACUACCUGUCGCCCUUCGGCUGCAAGUUCGUCAUUCCCCUGCAUUCAGCCUAGCUGUCGAGAGAUGUUACAUUUCGCCCGGUAGGCACACACACACACACACACACACACACACACACAGACACGCUCUCUCAAUACAAAAGGCACAGUUAGCCUAUAAAGACUCAAAACACACGCACACAUGUUCUCCAGUUUGUUACACACACAUACACACCUCUGUCUCAAGAGUGAGAUUAGCUACAGUAUGUUAGGGGUGAAUGCACAUAUCUGGACAGAGACCUCCCUUUAGAUGUAGCACUGCAAAAUGGCUUUGUGCUACUACUCCUCUUCUGUUGAGACUUCUCAGGAGGCGGUGGCAAAAGCAGAUGGUUUGGCUCAUAUGGCACUUUACCUGAUGAGGCACUUUAAUAGUCUGCUGCUGUAGGACUCUGUUUGUGUUCUUGGUGGAGGGGGGGGGGGGCAGUUAGGGGCAUUAGGGGUUCACUAGGGUUCAGUGAUCGCGUGCGGACGCUCUUCAGAGGAGGAAAGACCAUCAGAGCCGCACUUCCUGUCUCUUUUGUGUGCGUGGGGACACAGCUCUAACCGUGACCGUGGCAACCUUAGAGUCAGAGGCUGUUUACCAAAGACGGACCACUGUUAGUGGCACCUGACCUCUUGACCCCUCCUCUUUGACCCUUAUGAUUGGCUGGGGCCUCCUGGUGCACUUCCUUUUUCCUGCGCCCGAGUUUUGUGUGGGGGAGAGCCCUGACACAUUGACCCAUAGUAAAGCACUGCAUUCAAAUGCUUAACACCAAUACCUAAGCCAUGGACAACAGUUUGUCUGACUUGACAGUUUUGUUUGGUUCUGGAACUUUCCCCUCGUCCCCUUCAGUCACCGUAUUGCAGUUUAUUAGUUAAGUAUGUCUUCCUCUCAGUUCAACAGCAGGGAACACUGUAUAAGCUAAACAAUUACUUUGCGACAGCAGUCAGAACAAAGGGUAAGUGAACACACUUAUUAUGGAAAUAGUAAGUUCAUGAGUUUACCCCCACAGGAACUUAAUAUUUCUGAGAAAGAGAUUGCUGUAGAGAUUUCCUGAAUAUCUUUUUGGUUAGUCCCCAUGAGGCCUUAGCAGUGAGAUCUGCACUGACCUGGCAAUCAGGUGUUUUGGAAUUUCAAUUACAAAUGUUUAGUUGAUGUCUGUUCACUUUUUUUGUGUAUAGCGGGGCAUUUUUUCCCCCUGCCCUAUUUUUCAGCUAAAUGUAGUCUACCUCCACGCAAAUGUGUGCCUGCAGUCAAUUUCUAGUCUAGUGAUAUUGAGCCACACUGAAGGAACAUGUUGGCAAGUUUGAAGUCCCAUAGUGAAAUUGACAUGCGUUGUUCAUCAUGACAUUGAAUGUGAUUAUCACAUGUCUCACGUGUUUUGGCAAACUUUAAUCCGAGUGUUAUCUGAAUAGCAACAUAAAAAAGCAUACCCAUUCAGUACCAUUGCCAGUAUUGCCAGUCAUUAUAGUUGAAGAAGAUUACUUUACUUAUUAGGCUGGUGAUGCAGUCAGUGGUUGUAUUGUGAAGUGAGUGCCUCUUUGGAGCCUUUUUUUCAUUAAGUGGCCAUUAUUAACACAGGGCUGAUGUCACUGGCAACAGGUUAUACUACUUGCCCAGUGAUGAAAGAUGUGCCCUAUAUGCCUUCUGCUCAUUUAGCAGACACUUGGCAUUCAAACGCAGCUUACAGUGCAAGUAGAUCUCGCUAUACUACUGUGUGUGUGUGUGUGUGUGUGUGUGUGUGUGUGUGUGUGUGUUCAUGCCACAGCAAUCAAUUAUUUGAUGAUCAUCAUGGCAUCAUCUGGGGAGGAAUGUUCUUCUGCCAUUUCAAGUUGUUUAGGUCCACACCGUUUUGCUACAUUGUCCUGUAGUGCACUGGUGAAUAGCACUUUAAUUUGUUGAAUUGUUACAUUUGUACACAUGUUGUGUGUAAACUAACACAAUCUGUUGUGUCCAUCUGCACUUUAUUGUGAAUUCAUUAAAUGAGUUUUUCCAACCA